Gongylonema pulchrum is the source of this 255-nucleotide messenger RNA. The record is from the annotation of a GenBank genome assembly. NCBI's taxonomy places the organism in Eukaryota, Metazoa, Nematoda, Chromadorea, Rhabditida, Gongylonematidae.
GUAAAGGCAGUCAACAAAGAGGGCCAAUCGGAACCCCUAGCGGCCGACCAAUACGUGCAAAUCAAAGAUCCAUGGGAUGAACCUGGCAAGCCAGGUCGUCCAGAAAUUACUGACUUUGAUGCUGAUCGGAUUGAUAUCGCCUGGGAAGCGCCCUCGAAAGAUGGCGGCGCACCAAUUGAAGAAUAUAUCAUUGAAUUGAAAGAUCCGGUGUCCCACGACUGGGUGGAAUGCGCUCGUUCACCAAGUCCGUUUUAA